UAUGGUAAUUGCACAGCAGCUUAGUAAGCAAAGUGUGUUGUGCAGUGCCAUUGGCAGUUAGACCAGAAAAAGAGCGUGAAAAUCCCACGUAGCUGUUCAGUACGAGGCCCGCCCCUGCGAAAACGAUCAUCGCUUUCAAGUCAGUGAAAACUGUGGUGAGUACUGACCGUUACUAAGAUGCACUACACCUGCAGCAGGCUAACUUAUGCGUAACUGACAAUUUAGCCGCUCCAUAUAGCAGUGACAACCAUGAAACUAGGGUUUGUUUACGUUCUGUGUUUGAUUUGUGCCGCCGGGCACUUAUCUCAAGUGUUUUCAAGUGGCGGCACGCCCGCCUUCAGCUUUGACGUGCUCUUGGACUCCUCCGCCUUUCAGACGGCGGAUAGCACAGUGUAUGAUUUCGGUCCGGGAGAUGGAUACGACCUCCUCUUUACCGACGAAUGUCCAAACAACACAUUCUCGAUAGACCCUAAUACUGGAGAAGUUGUGACCGCACAACAAGUAGAGUUUUCAGUGGAGGAGCAGGAGCCAGUGUGUGUGGAUACAUCGCAAGGGAACAUCAUUUCUAUCCAGACGUACAGUUGCUUUGUAGUGAUCGAGACCACCACUCAGUCUUACGGUGUUCUCAUGGUAAUCCACGUAUUACCCAAUUCACCAAGUGUACAGAUCCAAUUUCAGCAGGAAUUUUACACAGCUGAAGUCAUGGAGGGUGUACUGGGAGCGCCAGUACUUGGAGGCGGUGGAAUUCAGGCCAUAUCACUGCCCAUAACAAGCCUAUUAACUCCCAGCUACAGAAUUUUAAAUGGUUAUGGCCCAUUUACACUGUCCGAAUAUAGCAUCCUCUGCAGUAAGUAUUUUCAGAUACACACCACCCAAGCACUGGACCGAGAGACAGAAGACUACUAUGAGAUAAGGGUUGAGGCUUACACAGCUGAAACAUCAGCCAAUAUGACCAUCCUGAUAUCAGUGUUGGAUAUAAAUGAUAACACUCCGGAACAUCAGCAACUCCCUGAUAGUGCCACAGUCAGUGAUAGGUCACUCAGUAUUGGAGAGAAUGUGGCACAAUUUGCGGCAUUUGAUGAUGACCUGGGUUUGAACUCAAGACUGUUUUAUUCACUCGCCUCCCUGUCUUCCCCAUUCACAAUGAACCCUUUCACUGGGUCGCUGUUUCGAUAUUCAUCUCGGGGACUGGAGCAAACCACACAGACUGUUGGAGUGUCUGAUUUAGGCAGUCCCCAGCAUGGAAUACAGGCUAACUUCACCAUAUUCAUAGACAACGAGAAUCAACAACUGCCUAUUAUUCAUGAUUUGGGGUCAAUAGUUGCUUCUGAGAGUGAGAUAAUUGAUGGCGUGGUUUCGACCAUCCACGUAACAUACCCUUCUGGAAGUGUGGUGGUGAAUUUGGAAAGUUUUGAUUGCAACUGCUUCAAGCUUUCAGAAGUGACAGAGAAUGAUGGAGAAUACACUGUUGAUCUGCUUGUUAAUUCACCGCUGGACUUUGAAUCUUUCCCCUUUGGUGUGGUUUUCACAAUAACAGCUGCUGAUGCAGAUAAUUCAAAUCACGCAACUUCUGCGGAAGUUAACGUUACUGUUUCUGAUGAGAAUGAACCUCCAGUGUUUCCUAACUCUCAGAAUGAAAUUUCAGUACCCGAAGGCACACCAAUAGGCAGUGAAGUAUUCAGACUAUCAGCCGUAGAUCCAGAUAUUGGGUCAUAUGGUCAAGUGUCAUACGCAUUCACCGAUGCACCGGAAAACAAUCCCUUCUCUUUGGAUUCAGCAAAUGGCAUUAUUCGCUCAGUGGCUGCCAUUGACUACGAGGCUCUAGAAAGUAUUGAUCUGACUAUAUCUGCUGAGGAUGGAGGGGGAGAAACAGACCAAAUGACACUGAAAAUCACAAUCCUGGAUCGCAAUGACCAACAACCCCUCUUUGUCCAAACCGAGCAGACAGUUUCCAUCUCAGAGACAAUUUUGGCAAAUGAAUCAAUAUUUAACUUUGCCGCAUCAGAUGGAGACUCUCAAUGCAAUGGAGCUAUAAGCUACUCCAUUAUCCAUGCUGAACCACCCUUGUUUCGCAUUGAUCCUAUUAGUGGUCUACUAUACCCCUCGAAGGACAAUGCAAUCGAUUUUGAGCAGUUUCAAAGUGCAGUGGUAGUCGUUCGAGCCAAUGAUUUGGGAGAGAGCAGCGAAUUCAUAGAUACCACAUUGCACAUCAACAUUCAAGGUGCAAAUGAUGAACGCCCACAACUGAGCAAGAUCGAGUGCCCGUGCUUUAUGGUGGAAAAUGACACCAGCGCAACCUGCCAGCCACUCUCUGCAUAUGAUGCCGACUCUAGCCACAUAACAUACACCUUGCACUCGGGUAAUGAACAAAACCUUUUUUCUAUUGGCUCAGAAGGCAAAGUAUCCACGGUUCAAGCUCUACCAUAUGAAGAAGGUUUGGUCUACAACUUGGAAAUCGUAGCGUCAGAUGGAGAACUGGAAUCUGACCCAGAAAUUCUGAAAAUCAUAGUUGUGGACGACAAUAACGUAAACCCACACUACAGCGAUGAAAUUACGAUAACGAAGCCAGUUGAUAUCCCCAUUGGAUAUCUCGUUGGGAAUGUCAGUGUCCAACAAGGAGAUUCUGGUUUCCAUGCUCUUACUGAAUACAAAAUAGUAACCAGUGGAGUCGAAGAUCUUAUACGAAUCGACUCUCUCUCUGGAAAUUUGUACCUGAAUUCCACCCCUCAAACGGGUGAAUACUCAUUCAGAGUGACUGCAACUGAUGCACUGAAUGCAGGGAGGAUUGCAACAGCAUCAGUAACCAUUCAGUUCUCUGGCAAACGCAACAACCCACCUCACUUUCAAACGCCCAUGUAUCACAUCGACAUUGCCAGCAAUUCGCAGACUGGCGAACCACUGCACACCUUCAGCGCAGAAGAUGACGACAGUGGAAGUGACGGAUUGUUGACAUACACCUUGGAAACUUUGUCUAACUUUUUUGAAGUAACAACUGACGGUUCACUGAGACUCUCUCAGAGUUUGAGCACUGAAGUUGGCUCUGAAUUCACACUGAUGAUACUGGUAUCAGAUGGGGGAUCGCCUUCUCUGCAGGAUACACUGGAAGUGAGCAUAACCGUGUACGAAUCCUCUAUAAACAUUGGUGGAGAAACAUUUACUCACAAUCCGGGUGUAACCAUGCGGCACUAUUUUGCUGAGAUUCUCGAAGGGACCUCACAAUCAGUGCCGGUAUUCUCAUUACCUGAAACUGAAGGGGGAAACCCGGUCCAAUAUGCUAUUUUGCCACAGGGGAGCUUCUUCGGUGUAUUUCGCAUUCAAGACCAGAACGAAGUGUCUGUCAAGGAGAACUUUCAACACUUGUUUGACCGCAUGGAGAAUGAAGCUGUUUUCAUAACUCUCAGGGCACAAUACUUGAGCAACUUUCACUACAUUUCCCUCACAGUGAUCAUUGACGACAUAAACAACAACGGGCCCCAAUUCAGCCAGGAUCAAUAUGCAGUUGAGAUAUACCGAAGCACUCCGGAAGGUGGCUAUGUUUUUGAGUUUGAUGCUGUAGACCGAGACGUUGGAAGCAAUGCAGUCACCACUUAUUUCGUCGAUCCACCUUCGGACGACUUCGCAAUUGUACAAGGAACUGCAUUUCUUGAGGUGACUACAAACGACUUACCAAAUGACGUGUACUCUUUGACGAUUGUAGCUUCUGAUGCCGAAUCUCCUACUUUGCCUACUGAUACAACCACACUAACAAUAACCAUCCUGGAAACAUUCAACACUCAACCACUUAUUGCUUCAAUGAGCUAUACGGUUCCCGAAAGUGCGACAGUUGGCAAUACUCUAGGGGACCAACUCCAAGUCACUGAUCCUGAUAGCGGAAUGCACGGAAACAACAUCCUGUGCAUCGCAUCAGGAAAUGCUGGGAAUCAGUUUCAACUGAGCCAAAGUGGAGACAUCGUUCCAAUCAAGAAACUAGACUAUGAAACCAUGGACUCCUUCACACUCCUCAUAAUGGCGUACGAUUCGAGCCUCAAUCCAGUCUCUAGUGCCACGCAAGUAAACAUAGCGGUUGAAAACGACAACGACGAGCCUAAAUUUGUGCCAGACAACUACUUUGCUACUAUUGUUGAGAACAACCCGGUCGUGACGUCUGUUCUGACUGUCACUGCGUUUGAUGCAGACUCGGGUGAUACAGUAGAGUAUUCAAUACAGAAUGGCACUACUGCUGUGUUCUCCAUAGAUCCUAUGACAGGAGUGGUGUCUACAAAACAAUCUCUAAAUCGUGAAUCAGUGACACAACAUAGUAUUCUAGUGUCAGCCACGGAUGCUGGAGGAAAGAAAUCAGUCGCUAGUGUAUUGAUUGAGGUUUUGGACGAAAACGAUAAUGACCCAACUUUCUUCAGCCCUAAUUUUGCAACAGUGAGCGAAGACAUGUCGGUGGAUCUGAAGUUAUUCGUUUGGAAGCAGUGGAUGACGACAAAGGACAGAAUGGCAGUGUAAAGUUUGAAAUUGAAAGUGGAAAUGAAGCCAACGUAUUUGUAUUGGACCCCUUUACUGGCUCUGUGACACUUGGUAGUUCACUGGAUUAUGAAACUGACCCACAAAGUCUGGUUUUAACCUUCAGAGUCAGUGAUCUAGGAUUUCCACCACGUACUUCAUCAGUUACACAUCAAAUCACCUUCUCCCUCGAAAACGCCAACGACAAUUAUCCCGUGUUUUCAGCAUCGCGUUAUUCAUGUACUAUCCGUGAAGGUAAUCAUGAUUUCAUGGAACCCUGUCAAGUAAGUGCAACAGAUGCAGAUGAAUCGGAUGAUGUCACAUUCACGAUAACCAGUGGAAACAUUGACAGUGCUUUUCAAGUAAACUCUGUAAACGGUGUAAUCUCACGUCAAAACAUUCUCGACAGAGAAGACAUUCCAAGAUAUUUCCUGAAAGUGAAAGCUACUGAUACUGGCUCCCCAUCUCUCAGUUCAUACAGUCUUGUGGUCGUUGAAGUGGAAGACGAGAACGAUGAUUUUCCCAAGUUUGAUCCAGUAAUAGCUAGCCAAAGCAGUGCCAGACUCUCCCAGAUGUACUUUUCGGAACUGCUACCAAGAAAUACACUCCUUUUCUUUGCUCAUGCUGUUGACAAUGACAUUGGAGUGAAUGGUGAGAUCUCUUACAGUAUAAUCAGUGACAACUCAGACUUGUUUCACAUCGAUUCAAACACAAGUGCCGUAUUCCUUAUUGGGAGUCUUGACUACGAAACAACCAGGACACAUGUACUGCAAAUCAUGGCCACAAAUCCUAGUGGUACCUCAACAUUGCAAACCUACACCAUCAACGUCCUAAACGAAAAUGAAAACCUGUUUCCACCCGUGUUCCACCCUGAUACUGCCUCAGCUGUGUCGAUUUCAGUGGCAGCUCCAAUUGGUGCACACCUGACACGUGUCAAUGCUACUGAUGCAGACCCUGGUCAGGACGGUGAUGUAAGGUAUUAUGUAGCUGGUGGUUCUGGGUACGGGUACUUUACCAUUGAUCGGUUUAGUGGAGAAAUCUCUGUUUCGUAUGGUCUAACUAGUAUCGAAAACUCCCACAUAACUCUUGAAAUUCUGGCUAGGGAUCUCAGUGUCACUUCACUCAGCGCUAACUUCACACUAGAUGUGUUUCUAAAGCCAGACAAUGGAGCUAAGCCCUUUUUCACGAAUGCAAUGUACAAAGCAUUUGCCUCAGAAACAUUCGCAGCGCAAGAUUCAAUAUUUGCUAGCGUUCAAGCAUUGGUCAACGGUAGGCCAACGUCCGACACUACCUACUCCAUUGCAUCUGGAAACGAAGAGAAAUUUUCAAUCAAUGCAUCAAGUGGUGCAGUCUCUAUUGUUGGUAUUCUUAACAGAGAGGACGAAUCAAUGUACACGCUAUUCAUUAGUGCCUCCAGAGGUUCUACCAUCAACACUUCAUAUACCCUCUUAGCAGUUGAAGUCGCAGACAGCAAUGAUCACACACCAGCGUUUGGUAUCAGCUACGAUGUAACCAUUUUCAACAACCAUCCAACGGGCCUUGCAAAUGCCUUCAUGAGGGUAUUUGCCAUAGAUCAAGAUGCUGGUCGGAACAGCAGAUUAGAGUAUUCAAUAACAUCUGGCAGCAGUAACACAUUUGCCAUUGAUUCCAACAGUGGUGAUCUAUAUCUUGUGCAGAAUCUACCAUCUGAUGGAAGCAAUUUUUACGAUCUAACUGUAAGCGUAACAGAUAUGGGAGUUUUGCCUCUCACCCAAUCAACUACCUUUACUAUCACUACCACAUCUCCAGCAAGUCCUAACAAUGCUCCAACAUUUUCCCCUUCAUCUACCUCAGUAAUGGUACCAGAAGAUAGGCCCCCUGGCUCUCUUAUAUACACAGCCCAAGCCAGUGACAGCUCGGAUGACCACAUAGUGUACAGAAUCACUCAACCGUUACCCAACUUUGCCAUCAUGCCAAACACAGGAGAAGUGUACCUAAUCAAACAGCUUGACAAAGAAGAGGAUGAGCAAUACACUAUCAGGAUUGAAGCAAGCGAUGGUAGUCUCACCUCUUCCGUAUUUCUUCUCAAUAUUCUGGUCGGAGACGUUAAUGACAACAGACCGGUCUUCACAACAGACGAGUUUGUAUUUACAGUUGAAGAACACUCACCAAAUGGUGAACUGGUGGGAUCUAUCACAGCCACCGAUGUUGAUGAUGAAAGUGAAAUUACAUACUCACUGGUUGACUCAAAAGACCCUGACAGUAUCAACCUCUUCUCGCUCAGCGAAGAUGGAAUGCUGCAAGUAGCAGAUGACAUUGACCGGGAAACAAAACUGGUCCACUUCCUGACAGUGUCAGCUGAAGACCACGGAGUGCCAUCUCUCACAACUUAUGCCCGUGUGAAGGUUGUAGUAACUGACAUCAACGACCACACGCUAGCUUUUGUAUCUCCACUCCAAAAUGUAUCAAUAUCUGAAGGUGCCACCGUGGGUACCCCCUUCUUCAGCUUGUCUGUGUUUGAUCCUGACGUUCAAAGCUCCCUUAGUUACUCACUGUCACCGGAAACCACGCCAUUUGCCUUAAAUGAGUCAACUGGAGAAUUGUAUGUCGUGAUGGAGCUUGAUGCAGAGAAGCAAACAAACUACACUCUGGAAAUAAGUGUUUUCUCUGAAGGUACACCAACAGAUAUUGCAACAACUACGCUCUUUGUGACAGCCACAGAUGAACUGGACAGUCUUCCGGCCCUAACCAAUCCAGGAAGUGUAAUUCUGCUAGAGAAUAUGCCUCCUUACUCCAUUGUGGGACUUGUAGGUGACAAUGUCAGCCUUAGUGCAGUGUAUUACGAGAUCAUUUCAGGAAAUGAAGAAGAUACCUUCUUUGUUGAACCACUCACAGGGAUAGUCAGAACCUCAGUGGCACUAGACAGAGAAUCAACUUCAUCUUACACCUUGACUGCCCAAGGUGCCUUUCAAAAGAACUACGAAGCGAGCGUGACACUUACAGUUUUUGUUAGUGACGUGAACGAUGAAGCUCCCACUUUCAUCAGUCACUUUCUUGAGUACACGUUGAGUAAGGACUCCACUGUCGCUGAGCUAGACUUUACAGACAAGGACGAAGGAGCAAAUAAGCAAAUCAGUGGAUUCUAUAUACCCGACCCAAUAGCUGCAAAGAGCUUUGAGGUUGAUUCCUCAGGUGAUAUUCGAAUAUUUGAGUCACUUGACAGGGAAGGAAAUUUUGAUGCAAUAGAUUUCGACCUCUAUAUUUUUGACUCAGGGAAACCACCACUUUAUGAUAUGGCCCGUGUAUCCAUUACUGUAUCAGAUGUGAAUGACAACCCGCCAUAUUUUCUGCAGUCCAACUACCAAUUCACCGUCAGCUUGCCGGUUAACAUUGGUACUCCACUAUUUGGUGUUCAGGCAAUGGACUUGGACAAAGACUCAACGAUACGCUACGUUGUGAAUGGUGGCAAUGGAACAGACAAAUUCAGCAUCAAUGCAAUCACUGGAGACAUUAGUGUCAGUAAUAACUACAAGCUACAGGCUUACUAUACUCUCACAGUUUCAGCCCAAGAUGAAGGAGGUAAAGAAUCAAGCGUAAGUGUUAAUAUUGCUACCAAGUACUGCGGUUUCAUGAAUUUGCUUCUCAACCCUAGAGUUGUGAGCAAAAGGCUCUUUGAAAACAUUGCCAACGGUACAGUUGUAUUUUCUCCAACUUUACUAACAUUCGAUAUGCCAGCAUCUAUCCUGUAUUCUUUCUCAACUGCUGAUUCACUGUUUAAAAUCAAUGAAAACACCGGAGUUGUGAGCCUAAAUGGUAAUCUAGACAGAGAGAAACAAUCUACUCACCAGUUCACUAUACAAGCAAGGGACCUAAACAACCCCCUUAGAAUUGCUCAAGCCGAUAUUGAAAUCAUUGUAGACGAUGUAAAUGACAAUGCACCGACAUUUCUGUCAGCUCCGUAUGUGACAUACGUAACUGGAAACUAUUCGGGAGAGAUCAUUCGCGUCAGAGCAGAAGACAGUGACGAGGGGAGUAAUGGAGAGGUGGGAUACGAACUAAAUGCUGUAUGUUCUGGCCUUUUUGAGAUUGAAGAAAACACCGGCCAGAUAUCCGUGACGGAGUCAUUGGACACAUUGCUGCUCGACACCUGUACCCUUACUGUUGUAGCGAGUGACAAAGGAAGGCCACCAAUGUCUGAAACAACAACCGUCACGGUCAAUGUCGUUCUAUCAAAUGCCCCACUCUUCACAAUGAGUGGUGUGUACAGCGCUGAAGCCAGUGAGUCUGCUCCCAGAGACACACUAGUCAUAACUGUAGUGGCCACAUCCACCUCGGAUAACUCACAAAUCAGAUACAAUAUUCAAUCCCCCCAGUCCAACACACUCCCAUUCUCGAUUGAUUUUAUUCGAGGUGAUGUCACGGUCAACGGUAUUGGCUUGGACUAUGAGGCAAACAGCUCCUAUCGGCUCCAACUUGAGGCGGUCGACCUGUCCACUUCACUGACAGGGAGAGCAACUCUUGACAUACAAGUACUUGAUGAGAAUGACAACCGUCCGCAGUUUAGCCUUGCACUCUACCAGAACAGCUUGACUGAAAACUCUGACAUAGGCACUCCAUUUGAGCAGGUCUCUGCAAGCGACCUAGACUCCGGGUCAAACUCACAAAUAACCUACUUCAUAGACCCAAACGACAUAGCUACUACUCUGUUCAACAUUGAUGAAAGAACGGGGUGGAUAUCUACAGGUGGGGAGAUCGAUCGCGAGGAGAAUGAUUUCAUCAGAUUCUCAGUCUUGGCCAGAGAUGCAGGCAGCCCAUCACUAACUGGAACUACGAUUGUGCAAAUAGAAGUGGUCGACGUGAAUGACAAUGCACCAGCUUUCCUCCAGUCUUUGUAUCAAGGGACAGUAUUAGAAGAUGAUCAGCCAGGAACAAGCAUUCUCUUUGUCACUGCAACAGAUCCUGAUGACGAAGAUGAAGUACAAUACGAAAUCGUCUCUACGGAACACUCUUCAAACUUUGACAUGAGUUCUAGUGGGCUCAUAACUCUAGCAACUUUUGCAUCGGAAUUGAUUGGCUUUCAGUACCAGCUAAAUGUGUCAGCAUUCGAUGGGCUUUUCUACAGCUACACAGAAGUAAUUGUCGAGUUGGAAAAUGAAAAUAAUAAUCCCCCUAUGUUCAAUGCAACCACAUACAGUGCGUUCAUCCUUGAAAAUGCCACUAUUGGAACUGAGGUGGUUCAGGUAUUUGCAACCGACGAUGACAGAGGUGCAAAUGGUGAAGUAACAUAUUCAACGUCGAGCAACUUCUUUGCGAUAAACUCUGAAACAGGUGUCAUUACGGUGAGUGCAGAGCUAGAUCGCGAGGCCAACCCAGAUGGAGUGACAUUGAUCGUGAUCGCAAGAGAUGGAGGUGGUAGGACUGGAACUGCUGAAGUUGACAUCGAGUUAGGUGACAUUAACGAUAAUGCACCAGUCUUUUCUCAAGCAAUGUAUGGGUUUGAUGUCCUCGAAACAACAACAAUUGGAACGACAGUUUCAACCAUUGUGAUGGCUACUGACCCGGAUGGUGGUUUAAAUGGCCUCAUUCAGUAUACACUAAAUCCACCUGCAGGUGACCCAACUCAAUUUCCAUUUGCUAUUGAUGAACAAUCGGGUGCUAUUAGAACCAUACUGGAAGUGGACCCGAUGUUUCAAAAUGAAUACAUGUUCAUCGUUAGUGCAAUGGACAUGGGUACCCCAGCAAUGACAGCUGAACCAUCAGCAACUGUUACAGUACAAGUUAUUGCAGCUGGCGAGGUGCCGCCACGUUUUGAAAAUGUCCUAUACCAGGUUGAAAUACACGAAAACAAUCAGUAUGGGGCACACUUAUUGACACCACAACUUGUGACGACUAAUGAAACUAUUGAGUGUGAAAUCAUCACAUAUUCCCUGCUAAACAACGAUGGUAAUCUCUUUCAGAUUGCUAACAAUAUGGUCUCCAACAUAACAGUUACGACGAUCUUAAACCGUGAAGUGAUGGCAAUACACACAUUCACCAUUCAAGCACAAUGUUUGCCCGUGGAAGGCUCAAAUGUGAUGCAAGUAUUUGCAGUGAUAACCGCAACGGUACGAGAUGUUAACGAACCACCAACAUUUAGUACUCCAUUCUUGAUUGGGUCCAUUCUAGAAAACAUACAACUGGGCACCAUAUUGGAAUUCACUGGUGGUAUAAAUUCCAUCGAGGCAGAUGAUGAGGAUGAUGGUCAGAACGGAAACAUUGUUUACAGCAUCACUGAAGAUGUUCCGUUUGUCAUUGGCCUACACACUGGCAUUAUAACUGUCAGUGGUAGUCUUGACAGGGAGACAACCGACACCUACCGAUUUGAUGUGAUUGCUACUGAUCUUGGAAACCCCCCUCUUUCAGGCACCAUUAGAAUCAGAGUGGAGAUCGAGGAUACUAACGAUUCUCCUCCAGUUUUCCAGCAAAAUUUGUACCAUGGGGUAGUAACAGAAAAUGUUGAAAUCGGGACACCUAUUGUUACUGUUGCUGCUUCUGAUGCAGACUUGGGAGAAUUUGCUGUAAACACCUAUUCUCUAAGUGGCAGUGAUGUAUUCAGAAUCGGUACUAAUACAGGUGAACUAACAGCUUUUGGUGAAAUUGACAGGGAGACUACGCCCAUCUAUACAGUUGUUGUCACUGCCAGUGAUGGAAUUAACCAAGACAGUACUACUGUCAUGAUAAAUGUCACUGACGUAAACGACAAUCCUCCCGUUUUCAAUGACACACAAUAUGAGAUUGUAGUCGAAGAAAACUAUGAAACCAGUAUAGGUAUCCUCCAAGUGUUUGCAAGUGAUGUGGAUCUGGGUGAGAACGCCGAAAUUCGGUACGGUAUAUUAGAGGAUCAAGAGCUCAUACAAAUCAACAGUACCACAGGAGAAGUGAGUUUUUACCAGACCCCAGACUAUGAAAUGAGCCCCCAGGGACAUUUUGAGUUUCGAGUGACUGCAACGAACCCAAAUGAUGAGAACCAAAGAGACUUGAGCACACUGGUCAUAGACCUAGUCGACCUCAAUGAUAAUGCCCCUCAGUUUACAACUCUGGGAAGCCCUCUCCAGGUGAGUGAGAACCGGCCCAGUGGGAUCACUGUAGUGAGAGUGGUAGCCGAUGAUCUCGACAGUGGACUCAAUGCCAGAGUGCAAUAUUCACUGAGCGAGGAAUCUCAGGAAUUCUUCAGUAUUGAUUAUCAGACGGGUACAAUUCAAACACUGGUGUCAUUUGACCGAGAGAGAAACUCAACUUAUGAGAUACUUGUAACAGCUACAGAUCUUGGCAUUCCUCCAAUGUCUGGCAACACAACACUCUUGGUAGCCAUAUCGGAUGAAAACGACAACCCACCUGUGUUUUCCCAGAGGAGUUACACAGUAUCGGUCCUGGAGAGUGAGUCAAUUGGGUCAGCAAUAAGGAACAUCAGAGCAGAAGAUUCCGAUGAUGGCAUCAAUGCUGAGAUCUUGUACAGACUCACUGGAGACAACAGUGCUCACUUUAUUCUGAUGAUGCUUGGAGACGGAAGUGUCGACGUCUUAAUAGAUCAAGAGCUAAACCGUGAGAGUAUUGACCAGUACUACUUGAACAUCACAGCUUUUGAUGGAGGAUUUCCCUUCUUACAGGCAACCGUGCAACUAAUAAUCAUGGUACAGGAUGAAAAUGAUAAUCCACCAGUUUUUGACCCACCGUUUUAUGCUGUUGAGUAUCCUGAGAGUCUGUUGGUGGGCAGUCAAAUUGUAAGAGUAUUUGCCAGAGAUCCAGACUCAGCUGCUAUUACUCAAUUGACAUACUCAAUAGCUGAGCCUGGAAGCCAUACCCAAUUUGAAAUAGAUCCCAUUGAUGGCGGCAUAUUGCUAGCACAGCCACUAGACUUUGAACGAGAUCAGGUCCACACCUUCAUAGUGCAAGCUGACGACCAAGUCAACAAUUUGGCCACUGCUUCUGUGAGCGUGAGUGUCACAAAUGUAAAUGACAAUGCUCCAGAGUUUGUAAUGUCAAACUUCACAACGAUUAUCACCGAAAACGAGCCAACACGUGAACUAUUCGAUUUCACAGUGCACGACAGAGACAGAGGCUCUGAUCCGAGCACUAUAUCUUACAAAAUAGAAUCCGGAAACAUCGAUGGAAUAUUCGAUAUUGAACCUACGUCGGGAGUUCUAGCAGUCAAUUCAUUUGAUUUUGAAGCUCUGACUGCCAGCAACUACCUUCUGGCCAUCACUGCAAGUGACAAUGAGGACCCACCUCUUGCCGGUACUGCGUACGUGACAGUCAACGUCCAGGAUCUCAAUGAUAAUGCUCCAGUGGGAGAGGACCAGGUAUUCUACGUGUUUCUCUACAAUGGGCAGCUCACGUUGACAUCACUUGGGACUCUCUUGAUACGAGAUCCAGAUACAGUCAACGACCACCAGUUCACGGUGACCGGUGGCAAUAGCGACAUCUUUCACAUAGAACUCGGUGGUGGAAUUGACAUUCUCCAACACCCACCACCACCAGGCACCUACAGCUUUACUGUUCACGUCACAGAUGGCACUUUAGGCGAUGCAACAACAGUGGUCGAUAUCACAGUUGUGAACAUUACCGAUGCCCACCUUGCCAAUAGUUUCACAAUGAAAGUGGGGUCUGAUUCGGCCGUAUCAUUCCUAGAUACAAACCUGCAACUGUUCCUGAGGUCCCUUGAAGAUUUAGUGACGGAUAAAACUAGCAUCAUUGGGCCAAAAGCCUACUUGUUAAACAUUACAGACAGUGGGAAUAGAAGAGUUGAUAUUUCCAUUGUUGUGGAAUCAGAAGAUGGUAAUCCAGUUCACCCAAACCUCGUCCAACAUCUUAUACACAGCAAUAGGGAAGUCGAAGCAAAAACUGGGAUUGUUAUUGUGACUGAGAAUGUAGAUCACUGUGCAGACGAGUCUGUUUGUCCACUGGGGACAUUUUGCACAAAAACCUACCAAUACAACUCAUCAAGCUCAGUAAUGGGCAGUGCUGCAGCCAGCAUUUUAGGAAUAGACAUAGUGGAGUCCAUAGCUUGCUCUAGUGACUCGCCAACAUGCUCAGUCGCAUGCCCCGAACAAUCAUACUGCGUCCAACAAAACGGACAGAGUGUCUGUAUUGACGACUGCACUCCGAACCCGUGUAAGAACAAUGGAAAGUGUCAAGAUCAGAGGCCUGGGUACUACUGCUCUUGUCCCACUGGUUUUGAUGGUAGAGACUGUGAGCUAACCACAUCCUAUUUUCAAGAAGGAUCCUAUGCUAUUCUACCAGCAGUGACCACAGCAACGAAUGGCACUAUAACAAUAGAAUUUGUGGUAGCCGAUAGAGAAUAUGGCCUUCUCUUUUAUAGCAGCCGCUUUGACGAAAGUCUAAAAGAUUUUAUUGCCCUUGAAAUUAUUGAUGGCCACCUGUCCCUGCUAAUAUCAUAUGGCGGGAACCCCAGAAGGAUUUCAAUCAUGCUAAAUGGAGACGGAUGGUACAUGGCAGUUGUGGAUUAUACAGAAACUGAAAUUGGACUUACCGUUAAGACGUUUGACCCCUUUACGAUUCAGGAAGAGAGAUUCCAAACCGAUUCAAAUUACAGAUCACUAAAUCUUGGAGGUCCAUUCAUUGUGGGUAGCUUGGAUCCCACACUGAAUUACAAUUACGAUGAGACACCUUAUGGCAGGCUCAAUUUCUGCGUGAGAGAACUAGUCAUAAACGGUCGAGUCCAGGACUUCAGUGAUCCACUUGAUGCCGUCAACGUAUCCCCUUCCUGCGAAGAGAACCAGUGCAACGCUGGUGCAUGCAAGAAUGGUGGAAGAUGUAUUGGAACUCAAAGUUCCUUUACCUGUGUGUGUCCUGUUGAACACGCAGGAGCAACUUGCAAUGAGAAUUCUGAGUCUGCAACAUUCUCGGGAGACAGUUUCAUUCAGUACGAAGUAAUACAGUCUUCUUCUUCUUCGCGGAGAAGAGCUGUCAGACAGACAGAAGUCUACACAACAGGAAGAAACUAUGUCAUACUGGCUCUCAUUACCAGCAGUGCGACUGGAACCAUACUUCAAAUGGGUCUAGAGAAUGAGGGAAACUUUGCCAUACUAGAGAUUGUUGAUGGUCAUCUCCAGUUUCGCUUCAAUCUGGGGUCAGGUGUUGCAACUGCUACACAGACAACAAUGCAAGUCAAUGACGGUAGGAGUCACACUGUGUCUAUUGAAAGAAAGGAGACUACUGCGACACUUGUCAUUGACGAUACAUAUGUAGCUCGGGCCACGUCACCUGGAGGUAACACCACUUUAGACAUCCCGAAUGGCAGAAUAUAUAUGGGAUCUAGUGUUGACACAGACGGAAAGGCAAGUAAUGGUUUUACUGGGUGCAUCACUGGAGCUAAGCUGAACCACAAAGACUUGCCCGUAAGUGGGUCCACAAAAGAUUACAUCGCUAAAACAUCAUCUGGUGUUGAGAGUGGAUGCACUUUCGAACCUUCACAAGAAGGCGCUUUUCCAACCGUAGUAACCAUUGCAGCAGGAGGGGCUGGGUUCCUUCUCCUCUUCAUUAUAGUUCCUGCCCUCCUCAUUAUCUGCAUUGGGGGACGAUAUGCUUAUCGGCGGAGGAAAAAAUACAGCCCACGGCGCAGACAAGCGUCCUCACGAAGAAGUCCAACAUUCAACUGGCAGCCGAGGCUCAGGACACCAGAAACGACAUCCAGCAGACACAGGCUGAUGCUGACACAGUCGUCGCAAGUUUCCGCAUCAGACAGCUUUGCGCUCCAGGACGUAAACCAGGGACAAACAGAAGGAAGUAUAUUUGCACCGUCAACACCACAUUUAUCCGAGCAUGUAUUCACAACACCUGAACAAAGUCCAGAACAGCCUCAGCGUCAGAGACGCCGCUUGGGAGAAACCUUGGAUCUGGGUGAAAACCAGCAGCACACACCUCAGGGUAAUCAUCACAUCAGAAGACUUGAUUUUCACCAGCAAGAUGAGCAGCAGUUUCGCCCUCCAGAACAAACCUCAACAAUUGCAAAACCAGUUGAAACUCCAUCAGUUCCCAAGCCACAAACACAGCUCAGCAACGAGAGCUCUCCAGAAAAGAAGCCUCCCCCGCUGGACCCUACGCAUGCCCGCUCUUUCUCAGGACACCAAUCUAUUGGAACAAUGGGUACAGAGGUAUCAGAGGUAGGCUCUGUCUUUGAUGAUUCAGAUGUGGGGAAGUAUGUUCUAAAACGAAUUGAAGCUGCAAAUGAG
Molecule: messenger RNA, 15701 nt
Organism: Geodia barretti
Lineage: Eukaryota; Metazoa; Porifera; Demospongiae; Tetractinellida; Geodiidae
Source: the annotation of a GenBank genome assembly